GCCACAAGGACUGCUGUACACUCCAAGCGCCAGGUUCGCCAACAAAUCAGGUCCCAGCCGGCUAACGGUUCACCCAUAUGUUGUCGGCAGUCUGACAUCUAUUCGUAGAGAACGAACAAGAAGGGCACGCUCGAUUCGCGGCUCCCACGCGCUAGAUCGGCGUUUAGACUUGGUUUUAGAGACGGGCCUGAGAUGGAGCUGGCCGCGGACAUGUCUGCUGCACGGAAUGCGCCAGGUGCCCGGCAGACUGCAUGGAUGCUGAGCGGGAUCCGAACGGAGGUGGUGGUGAUCCCCUACGCCGACCGAACUUUCGUCAUCGUCACGCAAAUGAAGAAGCUCGGCAACUUGUUGAUGGCGACGUCGGAUGCCGCCGGGGGAAUGAUGGCGGGCAGCGGGGGGCGGAGAUAUAGCGUGCAAGUUCUGCUUGGAAGGAGGGACGACCCUCUUCUCUGCUUGUACGCGCGCCAAAUGCUGGAACAGAUGAAGUCAGACAAGCCACUGCUACUGGCAGUAUGUCUCAAAGAGGAGGGGCGGGAUACGAAGACGUUCCAAGAAGUGAUCAACCAGGUUCUCUCGCUCGGAGGAUGGAGCGGGUGAUGCGAUAACGGCGACGAAUGAAGGGGGCCAAGAGGCCUAUCAGAUGCUCAUCCGCCGAUAUUUGUCAGGGAUAAAGAAUUGAUCCCAUCAUUUCAAGAACGGGUCGGUCAAUCGAAGAACAGGUCGAUCAUUCGAAACACAGGUCGAUCAUGGAUGUUUGAAGGAGCACGAGUUGUAGAUGGCAAAAUAGCUUGACCCCAGGGAAAAUGAAAAGACACGGGUGUCUUACAGACGACACCAUGUGGAAAGGUGCACCAAUUUUGGGUAGGCGUCUGUUUACUGUGACCAUAUUCCGUUUGUGCACCUUCGCAUUUGAUCCGUAGGGGUGUUUUGAUGCGAAGGUGAAGUGGAUGACGACGAGUUGAUUACGUGGGUCCAGCAAUGGUGCAGAGCAUCUGUUGUACAUGCUUGAGGCCGUCAGGGUUGGAAAAAUAACUGCUGUUUCGAUUGAUCAGCGCCCCUCGCUUUUGUACUAGGAUGAAGCAACGUAGACGUGGCACCGAACUGGCAAUGUAAUUGAUUGUGACGUAGGCACUGUUGCUGUUCGAGUGAGACUGCGUACGGUAGACUUUGAACCUCUGGCGUUGAUAUUGCAGUAGUAAAGUGACCCUCGUGA
This is a messenger RNA of Ectocarpus siliculosus, 1213 nucleotides long. Lineage: Eukaryota; Phaeophyceae; Ectocarpales; Ectocarpaceae. The record is from the annotation of a GenBank genome assembly.